AUGAAGAAGAACAAUAGGAACUCUACCACAAGGAUCAAUAAGCAAGAUGCCAUCUCCGUCCCACCCUUCCAAGAUGCAGGAGAUCUUCAAAAUAUGUUGGAUGGAGGAGAGUAUGCCCCUUUUGUAUCUCCUCCCAUAUUAGAGAGCAAUUUUCUCCAGGUUAAUAGGAGAGGUGAAUCCAUUUACCUUCACAACCGAGCCAACUGGGUGACUGUAGGCAUCUGCUCUUCCAGUAGCACCCACAAGACCCCCAAUGUGAUGCUUCUGGCACAUCUGACACCUGAAGCCCAGAAAAAUACAGAACCCCUAUUUCAAAGGCUCCUGACAUCUCCUUCUCCAGAGAACCUGGUGCUCACCAGGUUUCUCCCUCUACAGUUUGUGACUCUUUCUGUGCACGAUGCUGAGAAUAUGCGCCUCAAAGUAAAGCUGGUCAGUGGUCGAGCCUACUACCUGCAGCUCUGUGCCCCUGCAUGUAAACAGGACACCCUAUUUUGUCAAUGGGUGGAACUCAUCUCCCUCUUGAAUCAGGAGAAAGCCAAAGCUUCCAAACUGUCAGAAGUCUCAAGCCUCUCGGAAAUCACCAAUAGCACAGAUAUCACAGGUUCAGUGGACAUCAUGGAUAUUGCAGCAUUUGCAGCCAUACAGACCCCGCACAUGUACACAUGUUCAGACCCUGUACAUGCCAUAGAAAGCAUUGAUUUCUCAGAAUUCACAGAUGUCACCGAUGUCACAGACGUCACAGAUGUUCCAGAAAAUGAGGUCACAGAGGCCCCAGAUAUAAAAAUUGUCACAGAAGUCACAGAAGUCACGGAUGUCUGUGAUGUCCCAAACAACUCGGAGGUUACAGUGGUGUUUGAAAACGAUGACAUACUAAGGGCCAAGCAAGAGGAAAAGGAAAAAAUGGAAAACAUUCUGAAGCCUGGGUGUCUACGAGAUACAAAAAUUAAGAAUGAAUGCAAAGAAUCCUCAAAACAUGUCACCAUCUCAAAUGUAACACUGACUUUCGAAGGUGAACGAUGUUUUCAUUCUACUUUGACUCCAGAAGAAAGUGACAUAAAUUCAUUCAAAAGGAUGAGCAUUACUAGAACAUCUGAAAUAAGGACAACUGAUGUUAGCAACACAGCUCUCAAUGCUGAGGAAUCCAGGAGCAUGAGAACUGAUUCAGGCACUUCAGGUAUGGAACAAAUUCCACUACAUUUCUUUGUGAUCUCUGGAAUAGUGAGAGAUGCAGCUGGAAAGCAAAGCAGGAUCCAGAUUAUGGAAGUCUUGGGUCAUCUAAGGAGUCUGGAUAGUACAGACCUCCUUUUGGCAGUUUCUAAGGAGUCCUGGAGACUUUUUGUGGAUUUCCUUGCACUGCAUACGGGGUGGCCCAGAUUGUGUGACGUGCCUCACAGAACACUGGAGUUGCCACAACGGGAACCAGAUUUUCUUCAGGAGCUGACUGACGGGCAGUCAGGGAGACUAAGGUCAAGGGCUCUCCCGACUACAGCCCGCGUCGGACUAAGUCUCAGGGAAAUCUCACGUCCCCACACGGCUCGGCCGGGCGGCUCAACCUCAAAGCGGUCGCCUCACGCGGACGAGCAAAAAGCAGCUCGCGUUUCACUUAGAGGCGCGCGAGUGCGCGCGACCCACGGCUCGGGGCUGCGGGGCGGACCAACGAGUGGGCCCUCCCUCCACGCCGGCGCGGGAUUGGGCGAACCGCGCCAGCCUCCGGGCCUAGGAGCGGGCGGGGCGCGCCGAGGAGGGAACUGGGAUAGGCGCGCCCGCUGCGCCAGCGUGCCGGGGGCGCGUGCGCGGUCUCGCGGCGGCCGCGGGGGCCGGUCUCGCGCGGUCUCGAGGCGGAGCGGCGGGAGCCGCGGGCUGGCGGCGCAGGGCGUGAGCCCAACCUUUGUCCCCCGGGGGGAACGCUGGCAGGCCCUGCCCGCUCCCUCUGCCUUGGCGUGGGACCACCCUGGCGGGGGUUCCUGCCUGCUCUGCCCUAGACGCCGGAGGCACAGCAGGGAGUCCCCUCUUCUCUGCGCCCCCGGCCCCGAGUUCGCGACUCCUGGGACUCCCCCUAAAGCGGGAAGGGGAGAUCGGCGGGGCGAACACUUUCCUUUAGAAGACGGAAUGUAG
Puma concolor (puma) is the source of this 2115-nucleotide messenger RNA. The record is from RefSeq and is a predicted model, not a curated record. NCBI's taxonomy places the organism in Eukaryota, Metazoa, Chordata, Mammalia, Carnivora, Felidae.